AUGACGAAAUACAAACUGAACAAUACAGUGCGGUCUCCCUCCGAGGUGACACUUACUUCAUACCUCACUUCGGACAGCGCGAGCGUCAAGAAAGAUGACAAGGGCUACCAGAUAUCGGUUCUGGAUAACGACAAUUCAGACUCGGAGUCGAAUAGGAACUUGGAGACGCCGCGGUGUCAAUUGUGUCCUUCUUGCGAGCUGCCGGGGAAACUGGCGGCUUCGCUCGUAAAACACGAGUGCGAUAAGUUCGGACUGAACGAGCUGAAGGUCGAAGGUCUGAAUAACGUGUGCCUUUGCGAGAAGUUCAAUGGUGGUUGUAAGUUGUGCCCACGUCCGAGCCUGGCUACCACACUGAACCUGAACUUGGACGGAAAGGAACCAUGCUUGGCUUGCCACUCAGGUGCCUGCGGAACUCCAUACCCUAAUGGCAAUGGCGCUUACCCCUCAUCAUAUCCUGACAAAAAUUCACGAAGUUGGCGAGCGAACUUGGCACGAAGGGCGCGGUCAUGCUGCUCUGCCAAGACCUGGCUACGACGCCUGCCCAUCCUCAGUUGGCUGCCGAAGUACACGCUGAGAAACGGACUCUCCGACUUUAUAGCAGGUGUAACAGUGGGUCUCACAGUCAUACCACAAGCUAUAGCAUACGCCGGGGUAGCAGGUCUACCACCACAAUAUGGCCUCUACUCCUCGUUUAUGGCGUGCUUCGUGUACACCGUGUUCGGCUCCGUGAAGGACUCUGCGAUUGGCCCCACUGCCAUCGCUGCCAUCUUGACGCGAGAGAACCUUCACGGAUUGGGGCCGGAGUUCGCAGUCCUGUUGGCCUUUCUCUCCGGCUGUGUUGAGUUAAUCAUGGGAAUUCUACAACUCG
Parnassius apollo (apollo) is the source of this 868-nucleotide messenger RNA. The record is from the annotation of a GenBank genome assembly. Lineage: Eukaryota; Metazoa; Arthropoda; Insecta; Lepidoptera; Papilionidae.